AUGAAGACGGAGAAGAACCCUACUCAAGAGGAAAGGAACAAGUGUGGCAAGGAUGCGCAGAAAGUCCAGUCAGAGUGCACAAAGACUGGCGGAUUUCAAGAAUGUCGAGAGAAAAGCAGCGCGGUCAUGACCGCGCUGCCUGAAUGCGCUGUAAAUUGCAGCGGGAAAAGACCACAACGUGCUUGUUCAAAAGGCUCUGGCUGGUAUGCUAUUAUACAACCAGACUUUGUCAACGGCGACAGGUGGCCCUUUGCCGAGGGUAUUCUGACCAUGUCCACGGCUUCUGAGACCCAUCUAGACAUAAACAAAAGGCACGUCUCUGGCGAACCUCUCCCACUCCAUGCGCGUGGACAUUUCGACGUCCCAAUUUGGUUUUCGGAGGAACGCAAUGGUGAGACAGUUCACAACCGCUAUGCGCGCCCGGAAGCCAUCAAGGCCGCGCGUCCCAAGGCUCGCGGCCAAGCUGUUGAGAAAAGUGGCUGA
This is a messenger RNA of Beauveria bassiana ARSEF 2860, 483 nucleotides long. RefSeq lists its product as uncharacterized. The transcript has a single exon. The record is from RefSeq and is a predicted model, not a curated record. Lineage: Eukaryota; Fungi; Ascomycota; Sordariomycetes; Hypocreales; Cordycipitaceae. Bases 1 to 483 code for a protein of 160 amino acids.